AUGGAUCCCUCCGCUCGAUCACACUACCUUGCGGACAAUCCUCCGACCGUCGUCCGUCUCGAAAUUGCACCACAUUUCAAUGCCCUGACUGCCAGGGAGAAAAGAUAUGCUCAUCAUUUGAGCCGUGCUUCGUUCCUUGGCACCCGUGUGACUUUGGCCCAAGUCUCCCCGGAAUCCCCUGUCAUCUACGAUCUCAUUCUGGCCCUACAUGCCGCAGCCAAUGGAGACUACAAGACGCUGUCGGAUAAGGCAUCUGUCUCUGCUGAAGACAUUACUCUGUGGCUCGAAUAUGCUGCCCAAUUUUUGGGCAACGCAGGAAAUUAUAAGGGCUUCGGUGACUCAAAAUUCAUCCCAAGAAUAUCUCCAGAUGCUCUGAAGAACCUGGCUGCAGUCGACAAGAACACUUCCAGCCUUUUUGAAAAAGCACAAAAAACUGGUGGCGGUAUUUAUGAAACAAAUGAUACUCCUUUGAUGCACCUAGGCUACCCCGAAGCCGGACACAUGACGGCCUAUUAUCCAGACUCCCCCACGAUCACAAAGGAAGAAAUCUCAAUUGUCGGAGAUGUGCUGGAAGAGAAGAAACUCCUGAUCGAAAAUACAAGACUGCGGAAAUUGCCGUCGGGAGACUUUGAUCUACUCAUUGCCUCAGGCGUCACAAACCCGCCAGCUUCGGAGAGGGAUCUCGGAGAUGUUUCCUCUCUCGAUCUUACCGGCAAGCUGGCCGGUAAGAAGCUCAACCUAGUAUUCGGUGACUACCAAGAGGAGAUGGCCAAGAUUGCUAUCGAGUUUAAGAAGGCGAAGAAAGAAGCUGCGAACGAGGUUGAAGAGAAGAUGCUCGAAGAAUACACCCGAACGUUCGGUACGGGGAGCAUACAGGGCUUCGUCGAAUCUCAACGGUGGUGGAUCAAGAACAAGAAACCCACUGUUGAGACCGACAUCGGAUUUGUGGAAACUUACCGUGAUCCCCAGGGAGUCCGUGGUGAGUGGGAAGGUUUCGUUGCCAUGGUCAACCAAGAACGCACACGAGCUUUUGGAAAACUUGUCGAUGCUGCUCCAAGUAUGAUUCCGAAGCUACCGUGGGACAAGGCUUUUGAGAAGGACAAGUUCUUGAGCCCGGACUUUACCAGUCUGGAAGUCCUCACUUUUGCGGGUAGCGGUAUCCCAGCGGGAAUAAACAUCCCGAAUUAUGACUUUAUCAGACAAAAUGAAGGUUUCAAGAAUGUCAGCUUGGGAAAUGUUCUCAGUGCGAAAGCUCCUAACGAGCCCAUUCCAUUCAUCCGCAAGGAAGAUGACCAUCUGUAUCGCAAAUAUCGAGAUCCGGCGUUCGAGGUCCAGGUCGGUAUCCACGAACUUUUGGGUCACGGCUGCGGCAAACUAUUACAAGAAACCGCUCCUGGCGAAUACAAUUUCGACGUCAAGAAUCCCCCUAUCAGCCCUGUUACCAAGAAGCCGAUCGAAUCGUGGUAUAAGCCAGGCCAGACGUGGUCCAGCGUUUUCGGCUCGAUCGCUUCGUCUUACGAAGAGUGUCGAGCGGAGUGUGUGGCAAUGGCCCUCGCUUGUGACUUUGAGAUCCUCCAGAUCUUUGGAUUCGGCAAUGGCAAGGAAGACAUCAGCAACGAAGCCGGCGACGUGCUAUAUGUCUCGUACCUCCAAAUGGCCAGGGCAGGCGUAGCAGCACUCGAAUAUUGGGACCCCAAAUCACGAAAAUGGGGCCAGGCGCACAUGCAAGCGCGGUACUCGAUUCUGCGGGUCUUCCUCGACGCAGGCAGUGAUUUCUGCCAGAUCAAGUCCCCCAACGACGACGCCAAGAACCCGGACGAUUUGGAGAUCCACCUUGACCGCAGCAAGAUCCUGUCGCACGGACGACCGGCAGUGGAAGCGUACCUCCAGAAACUGCACAUCUACAAAUCGACAGCUGAUUUUGCGGCCGGCAAGAAACUGUACGAAGAUAUCACCAGCGUAGACGAAUGGUGGGCAGAGAAGGCCCGGCCACUCGUCUUGAAGCGCAAGACUCCGAGGAAAGUGUUUGUGCAGGCCAACACCGUGCUGGACGAAGCGACCGGAGACGUCAAGCUGGUCGAGUAUCAGCCUACCAUCGAGGGCAUGGUACAAAGCUACUACGAGCGACAUAUCUAA
Messenger RNA from Exophiala aquamarina CBS 119918, 2136 nucleotides. Its product is annotated as dipeptidyl-peptidase III. The transcript has a single exon. Bases 1 to 2136 code for a protein of 711 amino acids. The record is from RefSeq and is a predicted model, not a curated record. Gene Ontology annotation, biological process: proteolysis. NCBI's taxonomy places the organism in Eukaryota, Fungi, Ascomycota, Eurotiomycetes, Chaetothyriales, Herpotrichiellaceae. Gene Ontology annotation, cellular component: cytoplasm. Gene Ontology annotation, molecular function: dipeptidyl-peptidase activity; metalloexopeptidase activity.